Molecule: messenger RNA, 1803 nt
Organism: Sphenostylis stenocarpa
Lineage: Eukaryota; Viridiplantae; Streptophyta; Magnoliopsida; Fabales; Fabaceae
Source: the annotation of a GenBank genome assembly
AUGGCCAUCACGCUCUAUUCAACGCAUUGUCGUUCACUCGCUACUUCCUCCUCCUCGUUCCAACUCUGUCCCUUGUCGUCUAACCUCGCUUAUCAUCAACGCGUCACCUUCUCACAGCGCUUUCUCGCCUCUAAGGUCUCUCUCAAAUCUCAACCCCAAUCGUAUCAGAUUCCCGUCCACACCCAGCAACAGGAAGGUUCAGUAGCAGCUUCUGUGCCUCCUGUUGAAAAUGGAACAUCUCACAAGCAGUUGAAUGCUGAAUUAUUCUCUGUUAAGUCCCCACAGGAGUCUCGAGUUGAAGAUGGUUGUGAAAAGGAUGAAAAUGAGUCCACUGUUAGUAUUACUGUUGUUGGAGCCUCUGGAGACCUUGCCAAGAAGAAGAUAUUUCCAGCUCUCUUUGCACUUUACUAUGAGGGCUGUCUCCCUAAGUACUUCACCAUCUUUGGUUAUGCACGGAGUAAGAUGACUGAUGCAGAACUGAGAAAUAUGGUUAGCAAGACCCUCACUUGUAGAAUUGAUAAGAGAGAGAACUGCAAUGAGAAGAUGGACCAAUUUCUAAAAAGAUGUUUCUACCAUUCUGGUCAAUAUGAUUCUCAAGAAAACUUUGCAGUGCUAGACAAGAAGCUGAAGGAACAUGAGGGUGGGAAAACUUCUAAUCGCCUGUUUUAUCUUUCAAUUCCUCCUAAUAUAUUUAUAGAUGCUGUAAAAUGUGCAAGCUUGUCAGCUUCUUCUGGUAAUGGUUGGACCAGGGUCAUUGUUGAAAAGCCUUUUGGUCGUGAUUCUGAAUCUUCAGCUGCAUUAACAAAAUCACUCAAGCAGUAUCUGACUGAGGAUCAAAUUUUCAGGAUUGACCACUAUCUUGGAAAAGAACUUGUGGAAAAUCUUUCUGUUCUUCGAUUCUCAAAUCUCAUCUUUGAGCCAUUAUGGUCAAGGCAAUAUAUAAGAAAUGUACAGUUGAUAUUCUCAGAAGAUUUUGGCACUGAAGGACGCGGCGGGUACUUUGACCAUUAUGGUAUCAUAAGAGACAUUAUGCAGAACCAUUUACUUCAAAUACUAGCACUCUUUGCGAUGGAAACCCCUGUUAGUUUGGAUGCAGAGGACAUUAGAAAUGAAAAGGUCAAGGUUCUCCGUUCUAUGAGACCCCUGCAACUUGAGGAUGUGGUUGUAGGCCAGUAUAAGAGCCACACAAGAGGAGGUGUUACAUAUCCAGCCUACGUUGAUGACAAAACUGUACCAUUAGGCAGCUUUACUCCAACUUUUGCCGCAGCUGCCCUCUUUAUAAAUAAUGCAAGAUGGGACGGGGUACCUUUUCUGAUGAAGGCUGGGAAAGCAUUACACAACAAAAGAGCUGAGAUACGGGUACAGUUCAGGCAUGUUCCUGGUAAUCUGUACAAUCGAAAUUUUGGUACUGAUCUAGAUCGGGCUACCAAUGAACUUGUUAUUAGAGUUCAGCCUGAUGAGGCUAUUUAUUUGAAGAUAAACAACAAAGUUCCAGGUCUGGGAAUGAAGUUGGACCGCAGUAAUCUAAAUCUUCACUAUGCAGCAAGAUAUUCAAAGGAGAUUCCAGAUGCUUAUGAGAGGCUACUGUUGGAUGCCAUUGAAGGAGAAAGGAGACUCUUUAUACGUAGCGAUGAACUGGAUGCAGCUUGGUCACUUUUUACACCUGUACUGAAGGAACUAGAAGAGAAGAAGAUAGUUCCAGAGUACUAUCCUUAUGGUAGUAGGGGUCCUGUUGGUGCUCACUAUCUUGCAGCCAGAUACAACGUACGGUGGGGUGACCUUGGUACAGACGUAGAGCACUAA